Messenger RNA from Eutrema salsugineum, 2656 nucleotides. Its product is annotated as transcription initiation factor TFIID subunit 4b. The transcript has 15 exons. The coding region runs from base 80 to 2524 and encodes 814 amino acids. Gene Ontology annotation, molecular function: protein heterodimerization activity; DNA binding; RNA polymerase II general transcription initiation factor activity. Lineage: Eukaryota; Viridiplantae; Streptophyta; Magnoliopsida; Brassicales; Brassicaceae. Gene Ontology annotation, biological process: transcription initiation at RNA polymerase II promoter. Gene Ontology annotation, cellular component: transcription factor TFIID complex. The record is from RefSeq and is a predicted model, not a curated record.
CACCUGUUUCCUUUUAAUUCCUCUUCGCCGAGCUUUCUAUUUCCUUUUUUUUUUGUUUUCCCCUUUAAUUUCCUCGUCAAUGGAUCAUCCUUCAAUUUUCAAGCUUCUCGAAGAAGACGAGGAUGAAUCGAUGCAUUCGGGAGCUGAUGUAGACGCGUUUCAGGCCGCUCUGAAUCGAGAUAUUGAAGGUUCGACUUCACUGCCGCUUGUGACAAAUCCUGGAAACAACCAUUCUUCUCCUAGCCAGCAGUUUGCGACAUGGAAGAACGGUAUUGGAGAUGCUAACAUCAAUCUCCAGACGCAGCACAGCCUUGAAAGCACCCAGAUGAAGGAGCAGCAAGGAUCCGCCGUAGACAAUCAACACCAACAGGAUUUAAAACGCACAAAUGAAUCUCAUUUACAAAACAUUCAGCCUCAAGACCUUCAUCGAGCUGGUCAACUCUGGGAGAAUCCUUCGCAGGUUCCGCAAACAGCUGGGUUGCAGAUUUCUGAAAAGAAUCCGACUGGUAACGAACAAGAAAGAUCACAUAAUCAAGAGAGUGAAUCUCAGUAUGUGAAACUGCAAAAGAUGAGUAGUCAACAGGCUCGUGCAGUGGAACAGCCUGUUAACCCUAUGAUUCGCAACCCUAAGCAAGUACCGUUUGCGGCUUUGCUUCCUACCUUAAUGGCCCAACUCGAUAAAGAUAGAGCACUGCAGCUCCGUACCCUAUAUACUAGACUUAAGAAAAAUGAAAUCCCCAAAGAGGGGUUCACACGACAUAUGAAGGAUAUCGUAGGCGAUCAGAUGCUCAGGUUGGCAGUUAGUAAACUACAGCAGGCGAACUAUAACCCGGGAAAAAUCGGCAUUCCAGCUCCUUCUACUGAAAUCAAUAAUCAAAAAUCUCAGUCUGAUCCUCGUGGAGUCCACCUUAACCAACUGCCUUCCUCAACAGGCAGUUCAGUUCCUGUGCAGGGACUUACCAAACAUCCGCAUCACCAGAUGCAGCUUCCACCAAGUUCUUUUCCUAUGUAUACCACCUCUGGUAGUUUUCACUCAUUCCCGGGUUCAAACUCCAAUCCUUCUGGUUCCCCGUUGAGACCACACCUCCAUGAUACCCAUAUGAGACAUGUGGCGCAUAACCAGACCAUGGGAUCAACUGGUCUUGGAGGACAGCCCCAGUCUACCACAAACAUGAUGACUAUGCCCAAGUUCGAGAGGCCAACUUCUGUAAAUGAUCCUAACAGGGUUCAAGGUGGCCCUACAUCGCACUUCCAGAACAGCUCAUCGUUGCCUCUAAAUUCUGCACCUAGUCAAGGAUCAUCAGUGUCCCAUGUGAAGCAGGAAUCAGUUGAUCAAAGUUUUGAACAGAAGAAUGCAGCCUCAGGGACUUCGAAGGAGGAUUUAGAGAAGGAGUCGUCUAGAAUGGUUUUAUCCACACCUAGCAACAUGGCGCAUGCAAGCUCUGUUUCUCCUUCCAUGACAACUCAACUGGACGCUAGCACAGCAAUGAAUUCUCGUGGCCCGUUGGGUACAUCUCAAGCAGGAGUUAAUGCUAGGACGCAACCCAAAAAGCCUUCUGUUGGUCAGAAGAAACCCCUUGAGACAUUAGGUUCUUCACCGCCACCAGCAAGCAAGAAGCAAAAAGUAGUGGGGAAUUCUAAUGAUCAAAGUAUUGAACAGCUCAAUGAUGUCACUGCAGUCAGUGGUGUUAAUCUCAGGGAAGAGGAAGAACAAUUAUUCUCUGGGGCCAAAGAGGAUAGCCGUGUCUCUGAAGCAUCUCGGAGAGUUGUGCACGAAGAGGAAGAAAGAUUAAUUUUGCAGAAAAGUUCGCUGCAGAAAAAGCUUGCGGAAAUCAUGGCGAAAGUCGGUUUGAAAAAUAUAAGCAGUGAUGUCGAGCGGUGCUUGUCUUUGUGUGUGGAGGAAAGAAUGCGAGGACUAUUAUCUCAUAUAAUUCGGUUGUCAAAGCAGCGGGUUGAUACUGAGAAAUCUAGACACCGGACUUUUAUCACGUCAGAUAUUCGGCUGCAAAUCAACGAAAUGAAUCAGAAGGUUAAAGAGGAAUGGGAGAAGAAACAAGCUGAAGCAGAAAAGCUUAAGAAACCGAGCGAGAGUGAAGAAGGUGAUGGUGGAGUUGAUAGUGAGAAGGAGAAAGAAGAUAACCGUUCAAAGGGUGUGAAGGGCAAUAAAGAGGACGACGAUAAAAUGAGAACGACAGCUGCAAACGUUGCUGCUCGUGCUGCUGUGGGAGGAGACGAUACGUUUUUGAAAUGGCAAUUAAUGGCAGAAGCUCGUCAGAAAUCUGUAUCUGAAUCUGGUAAAGACGGUAAUCAAAAAUCAACCUCAGGUGGAGGAAGAAACUCCAAAGACAGACAAGAUGGUGGACGACGGUUUUCUGGAGCUAGUGGUCGAAAAUUAGGGAAGAACCAAGGUUCGUCGCUUCAACCAAAAGUGGUGAGGACAAUCUCUGUGAAGGAUGUGGUUGCUGUUUUGGAAAGAGAGCCUCAGAUGUGUAAAUCCACUCUAAUGUAUCGAUUGAUUCAGUAGAAUGCUUGACUAUCACAUAAUCAUUAUAUUUUUGUAAGUUUCUGAUGAUAAUUUUAGCGUCAAGAACAAGUGAAUCAUACCAGUGUAUGUUUACUUGUGUUAGAUUCAUCGUUUUUGAUCAAAUUAUUGACA